CCUGGAGGAGGAGAGCAGAGCUGGCUUGAUAUCUAUCACUCCAAACACACAGUUUCAGCCUGUGAUUUGAUUAUUAUUUACCUCUCAAAGUCAAGGAAAUGAGAGAUUCCAGAUUAUAGACUCCUGGGCUUUCAGACACAGAGACCAGCAGGACUCCAGUCACUUAUCCAAUUCCUCCCCCAGGGACCUCCACUCCACUCUCCAGGAUUUCAUCUUGUUCAACUUUGCUCAUUGCUGCAGGGCAACCCCAAGAAUCACAGCCUUCGGAUUUUGCACAGAGUUGGUCCAAGGAUGUCGAUGAAAUAUGAAGAUCUCCAGUCCUUGGAGAGUGAGAAGAAAAGCCAGGGUUCUAGAAAUGGGCUGCCUCCUCUCCCAGCCUUCCUGCAGCAUUUCUGCUCUGGACCCUGCCCCCUUCUGCUCACUCUGGGCCUCAUCCUUCUCCUGAUGAUUGGCAUCAUUGUGAUUGGGUCCAAAAGUGCCAAGAUUCAGAGUGAUGUGGAGACCCUGAGAACAACUUUCAGCAACUUCACUUCCAACAUGGUGGCUGAGGUCCAGGCACUGCACUCCCAGGGUGGCAGUUUACAAGCAGCAAUAACAUCUCUGAAAGCUGUGGUGGAAAACCAGGAGCAGGAAUUGCAGGCAGCCCGCAGCUUGAAUGACAAGGUGUUUUCUCUGGAGAGCAAGCUGGAGAAGGAGCAGCAGCAACUCCAAGCAGGUUAUUCUGAAAUGCUCCUGAGAGUCCAGCAGCUGGUCAAAGACCUGCACACCCUGCACUGUCAGAUGGCUGCGCUCCAGAGCAAUGACUCUCAAAAUGCCUGCUGCCCUGUUGGCUGGCUGGAGUAUGGAGGCAGCUGCUACUGGUUCUCCAGUUCUGGGAAGCCCUGGACCGAGGCUGAGAAGUACUGUCAGCUGGAGAAUGCCCACCUGGUUGUCAUCAACUCCCGAGAGGAGCAGUUUUUUGUCCAGGCACACAUAGGCUCCUCCUACACCUGGAUGGGCCUCAGCGACCGUGAAGGAGCCUGGAAAUGGGUGGAUGGAACAGACUAUGAGACCAACUUCAAGAACUGGAAGCCAGGACAGCCAGACGACUGGCAGGGGCACGGGCUCGGUGGAGGUGAGGACUGUGCCCACUUCCACCCGGAUGGCAAAUGGAAUGACGACGUCUGCCAGAGGCUCUACCGCUGGACCUGUGAGGCCAGCAUUAGCAAGUCCAGAUAGGAGUGUUCCUUAGAGCUGUUUCCUGUGGACCAUUGAGCCAUGGAAAUGGCAGGGAUGGGGGAGAGAGUCUUCCCCAGACACCCCUAAUAAGAUCUCUGUGGGAGAGAAACAAGCUCUGGGAGAUUGGAGCAUUGCCAUCAUUUUGAAUUUCUCCUUAACUUUCAAAGAUUAUAUAGAGUUCCUAAGGUGCUUUUAAAAAUUAAAUUUCAGUCCUAACCAGUUUGGCUCAGUGGAUAGAGCGUCGGAUUGCGGAUUGAUAGGUCCCAGGUUCGAUUUCGGUUAGAGGAAUGUACCGUGGAUGUGGUCACAU
Messenger RNA from Pipistrellus kuhlii (Kuhl's pipistrelle), 1528 nucleotides. It is a transcript of the gene CLEC10A, whose product is annotated as C-type lectin domain containing 10A. Bases 292 to 1218 code for a protein of 308 amino acids. Lineage: Eukaryota; Metazoa; Chordata; Mammalia; Chiroptera; Vespertilionidae. Gene Ontology annotation, molecular function: signaling receptor activity. The record is from RefSeq and is a predicted model, not a curated record. The transcript is spliced from 10 exons.